Messenger RNA from Glycine soja, 1020 nucleotides. Its product is annotated as aquaporin TIP1-3-like. Gene Ontology annotation, cellular component: membrane. Gene Ontology annotation, molecular function: water channel activity. Bases 81 to 839 code for a protein of 252 amino acids. NCBI's taxonomy places the organism in Eukaryota, Viridiplantae, Streptophyta, Magnoliopsida, Fabales, Fabaceae. The record is from RefSeq and is a predicted model, not a curated record. The transcript has 3 exons. Gene Ontology annotation, biological process: water transport; transmembrane transport.
UGAGCAAAAGUUAACUAAGCACAAAGCAUUAUCAUUACUACUAUAAGCUUAUAGUUGAAAUCUUUGAGCAUAGAAAAAAGAUGCCGAUUUCUAGAAUUGCCAUUGGAAAUCCUUCAGAGUUUGGCCAAGCGGAUGCGCUUAAGGCUGCUCUUGCUGAGUUCAUCUCAAUGCUAAUAUUUGUCUUUGCAGGAGAAGGCUCUGGCAUGGCAUAUAACAAACUCACAGACAAUGGUUCGGCAACACCAGCUGGGGUGGUGGCAGCAUCCCUGUCUCAUGCAUUUGCUCUUUUUGUUGCGGUCUCUGUUGGUGCUAACAUCUCAGGUGGGCAUGUUAACCCUGCUGUCACAUUUGGUGCCUUUAUUGGUGGCCACAUAUCCCUCCUCAGAGGCAUUCUGUACUGGAUUGCUCAGUUGCUUGGUUCUGUAGUUGCUUGCUUGCUCCUUAAAUUUGCCACUGGUGGAUUGGAAACAUCUGCGUUCUCAUUGUCUCCUGGGGUGGGAGCCGCAAAUGCACUUGUUUUUGAGAUUGUGAUGACUUUUGGUUUGGUUUACACAGUGUAUGCUACUGCAGUGGACCCAAAGAAGGGUAACCUUGGGAUAAUAGCUCCAAUUGCAAUUGGUUUCAUUGUUGGUGCUAACAUCUUGGCAGGUGGUGCCUUUGAUGGUGCAUCCAUGAACCCAGCAGUUUCUUUUGGACCUGCUGUUGUUAGCGGGACAUGGGCUAAUCACUGGGUCUACUGGGUUGGCCCAUUAAUUGGUUCCGCUAUUGCUGCCAUUAUAUAUGAGACUUUUUUCAUCACCCCUAACUCUUAUGAACAUCUUCCUGUAACAGAUUAUUAGGACCUAAAUUCCCUAUUAGAGUUUAAAGUUGGGGGUCGGGGAUGAUGGUUCUUUGCUUCCCAUGAAGUGCUUUGUUGUUUGCAUUCCCUUGUUUUGAUUUCUGUUACAUUUCGUCUUGUUCUACAAGAUCAUUUACCAAGUAAUUGCCACAUUUAAACUUCGAAGUUUUAACCAAACUUUA